AUCCAAGGCAACGUAUGUUUUGUGUCAUCCAGAUUUUUUUUAUUGUCGGUUUGAAAUUGCAAUGCAGUGGCCGAGCCGAAAUGUGCAAAUGGGGGGCAUUUUACACCCCGCCAAAGCGAAUUACAGCCCGGAAACGCAUCAGUUUUUGAGAGUGCUGAUGGAUGAAAGCAAGCUAACAAUGAUGCAGCGCAAAAAAUUCGAUUAUUGCCUCCGCAACGGUGAACCUUUACCUCUACCAACAAAUCGCAGUUGUGAUUCCAUCACACCUCGAAAAAAACCACCCAAGGUUUUGAUUCGUCCCGGAACUUCCAAACGUCGCAGUUUGGAUACCAUCCACAAAUCUGGUGCCUACGAAAGAGAGAAAUUUGUUCCACGUGGACCGAAAAUCGAUAGAGAAAAGGAGAAAAAUCGCUUACAAAAUAAAAUGGCAUUUGGGAAAGAAGUUGAACCGAAGCCAUCGAGAAAAACGAAGAAACCACCAGAAACCGAAGAAACUUUUAAUAGAUUUGAUCAACUUGUACAUGAAAUUAAAGAAAGGGAGGAGUGGCUCAAACAAAUGGAAGAACUCGGUGUAGGGAAAAAGCACAAGCUGGUGAUUCAGCAGCAAAUACAAGCAAGGGUUAGAGAGAUGGAGAAGUUGAAGAUUGGAGAUUGCAAUACUUUACAAUAAAAAUGUGUAUUUUAUUUUGUUUCUUGCACGAAAUUUUGCUGAUUUACAAAAUAAAUUUAAUUUGGCUGAA
Molecule: messenger RNA, 740 nt
Organism: Tribolium castaneum (red flour beetle)
Lineage: Eukaryota; Metazoa; Arthropoda; Insecta; Coleoptera; Tenebrionidae
Exons: 3
Coding region: 62-670 (202 amino acids)
Source: RefSeq, a predicted model, not a curated record